ACAUUUUAGAGAAGAGGAAGCUAUUCUUUCGAUUUAAACAGCUCUUUGGAAAAAAAAAUAUAUAGGCCUAACCUUAGCCUACCUCUCACAACUUCCCACUAACUUUUUGCAAUUGUAUGAUUACCUGCUACUGUAGAGCAGGUCUUCAAAUCAUAACUUCUACUGAAGAUGCAUAAGAGAUAUCACUAUGCUGAUUUGGGUUGGGCAGUGUAUGUGAUGGCCAGUUUAGCCCUAUCCGAUAGUCUACUAAUAAUCCAAGCAGAAUGCAAUGAAGAUGUCUCUAUGAAGUGUGAAGCUGUCCAGGAUAAGAGCUACCGAUCUGUUACAUGGUAUAAGAUUUCCCCGACCUGCUGGGUUUGGACCAAUGGACAGUCUAGUUCUUCCCAGAGUCAGGCCGAGGAUGCAGGGACAUAUCAGUGUCUCCUCAGGGCCAACAUAGGACAGACUAACAGAGAUUCAAAGGUCACCCUCAAUGUAUCUACAGAUUGUGUGAUCCAUACUACAGUGGCAGUGACAGCAUGGCAGAACGUGACAUACACUACCCCAAUGUGUCCCAUACAAUUGGUUGAGGUCUCUGUCAUAUGGACUUCAUGUGGAUUCUUGAUUCUGGGCCUUGUCAAAAUCGCUCUGUGUCUCAUCUCUAUGGGGGUUGUUCGAAACAUCAAGAGGAGUCAUAGCAGGAGAAAAAAACAACAACAGUGGUAAAGAAAAGCUUGUCACAAACCCACGUUCUGAGCGCAGCGGUCUCAAGAACUGCUGGAUUGUUAGGUCUCUGGACACAUUUGUUAAGCUGCGUUAACACAUGCAGACCAAUUCUGAUUUUUUUCCCCGAUCACAUCAGAUCUUUUCACAUCAGAUAUUUUUCAGCACUGAUUGAAUUGGUCAAAAAUAUCAGAAUUGGGCUACCUGUGUAAACACAGCCCUAGAGAGUUCACUAUGUCACCUGGAUAAAAUUUUACAUUUGUGACAGAUGUAAUCACUUAAAGUAAAACCAAACAAUGUAAUGAAAGGUGUAAAUAUCUGCUUCAAAUAUAUUUCUGCUUUGUUUUGCUAAAAUCUUGCAGUAAUACCCUGAGCAGCUUUCCAGCAAAUGCAGUUCUGUAUACUUAUUGUAGACCCUACUUAUCACAGACUACCGUAUCGAUUUUAUUCUGCCAAUACCAGAGUUGAUGAGUGAAGAUGCAUUGUUUUGAUUUUCCUUCCAACCACUUUGUGAAAACUUUGAUGCUGAUGAGGUAUGAUUCAUGUCCAGAAUAGCCAGUAGCCCCUGCUGAUUGUGCCUUAUUGAGUAAACUCAACGCUGUUCAAACAGCAGGAUGCUGUGAGGACAACUUAGGGCAGGGGUUCUCAAACUUCUUUAGCCCACAACCUAAUUUUCAUAUCUGAAAAUUCUUGCAACCCCAAUCAUGUGAAAAAAUAUGUAAAAUUAUGUAAUUAACAGCCAAUGUUUACUUUUUGACUUUUUGACUUUGCUCUGGCAGUCAAUUGAAUAACAUUCUAACAGUAUUUGUCACGCCUUGGUCUUAGUAUUUUGUGUUUUCUUUAAUUAUUUGUUCAGGCCAGGGUGUGACAUGGGGUUAUUGUAUUGUCUUAUUGGGGUGCUUUGUAGGCAUUGGGAUUGUGGUUGAUUA
This is a messenger RNA of Oncorhynchus gorbuscha (pink salmon), 1631 nucleotides long. RefSeq lists its product as uncharacterized. NCBI's taxonomy places the organism in Eukaryota, Metazoa, Chordata, Actinopteri, Salmoniformes, Salmonidae. Bases 169 to 705 code for a protein of 178 amino acids. The record is from RefSeq and is a predicted model, not a curated record. The transcript is spliced from 5 exons.